AAGGAGCGGUUGGGAUGGUUGGUGCUGGAGGGAGCUGGAAAGGGAGCGUGAGCCGGCUUGGUUUUACAGAAAAGGUGGGGGAGAGGUGCUCCCGCCCCGUCUUUGUCUCCUGCUGGUUUCCAUCUCCUCGCAUUGUGCACUCAAACUGCAGCAGAACUACCCUCUAGAAUCAAGUAACUGAAAAACUGAUGAAGUAAUUGAAACAACCAGCUGAAGAUAAUACCCAAUGUAGAAAUCAAUAAUUAUUCUUUUCAAGACAGCCAUGUUUUGAAAUUAGCAGAAGGAGCUUGGGUGGAGGAGACUGAAUCCCCAGAGCUGAGGCGAAUGGUGAGGCCCAGGAGAGCUGAGAGUCUUGGUGAGAAGGACAAGGGACUCGGCUAGGGAAGAAAAUAUGGAUGCCCUGGAGACAGGAAAGAAAUAAAUCUUUAAAAAAAUAAAUAAGGACCACAAACCUCACAGGAGCUCCAAAGACCUGAGUCAUCAGUCCCCGCCUCUGGGACCUUAUCUGCUGCUACUCAUCCUCAUCUGGCCCCACACACAGCCCGCCUGGAGGGCUCUGGUCACAGGUAGGGUUCCUCCCUUCUGUGCCAGACAGCGAGGACAGAUAGUGCGGGCCGCUGGGGAAGGCAGCGCUGCUAUCAGCCGGGCCAGGCGAGGCCAGGCCGGCCAUGGCCUCGGGGGCGCCGGGGGAGCGGCUGCGCGAGGAGGCCAGGUGCCCCGUGUGCCUGGAUUUCCUGCAGGACCCGGUCAGCGUGGCGUGCGGCCACAGCUUCUGCCUCGGGUGCAUCUCAGAGUUCUGCGAGAAGUCCGACAGCGCGCAGGGGGGCCUCUAUGCCUGUCCGCAGUGCCGGGGCCCCUUUGGGCUGGAGAGCUUUCGGCCCAAUCGGCAGCUGGCCAGCCUGGUGGACAGCGUGCGGCAGCUGGGGCUGGGCCCGGGGCGCAUGGGGGUGCGCCAGUGCGCGCGGCACGGCGAGGAGAUGAGCCUCUUCUGCGAGGAGGACCAGGAGGCGCUGUGCUGGGUCUGUGACACCACCCCGGAACACAGGAGCCACCACACGGCGCCGCUCCAGGAGGCAGCAAGGUGUUACCAGGCAAAGCUCCAGAUGGCCCUGGAACUUGUAAGGAAGGAGAUAGAGGAGACCUUCACUCAGGAGGCCAACGUAGGGAAGAAAAUUGUCAUUUGGAAGGAGAAAGUGGAAAUGCAGAGGCAGCGCUUCAGGCUGGAGUUUGAGAAGUAUCGUGGGUUCCUGGCCCUAGAUGAGCAGCUACAGCUGAGGCGGCUGGAGGAGGAGGAGCGAGCCACCCUGCAGAGACUCCGGGAGAGCAAGAACCGGCUGGUGCAGCAGAGCAGGGCUCUGAGGGAGCUGGCUGAGGAGCUGGAGGAGAGGUGCCAGCGCCCAGCGCUGGGUCUGCUGGAGGAAGUCAUCAAAAUUCCAAGUGGAUUGAGAAAGCCAUUGUUGAUAAUGCAUGCAUAUUAUCAUGAUAGAACGCACUGCAAUAGAAGAUUUCUGGCAUUAUGGAGGUGUAACUCACACCUGCUUAUAUUUCUCUUUUACUUUCAGGGUGUGAGAGGAGCCUUGAGCCGAAGUAAGGAUGUCACACAGCUGGAACCGGAGACCAUCCCCAUGGAGCUGAGGACAAUGUGUCGCAUCCCUGGGAUGAGGGAAAUGUUGAGAAAGUUCCAAGUUGAUGUAAAGCUGGACCCUGUCACAGCGCACCCUAGCCUCCUCUUGACGGCUGAUCUACGCAGUGUGCAGGAUGGAGAGCUGUGGAGGGAUCUCCCCAACAAUCCCGAGCGAUUUGACACAUGGCCCUGUAUCCUGGGUUUGCAGAACUUCUCCUCAGGGAGGCAUUACUGGGAAGUCAUAGUGGGAGAAAGAGCAGAGUGGGGCUUAGGUGUCUGUCAAGAGACAGUGCCAAGGAAAGGGGAGACCACACCCUCUCCUGAGAAUGGAGUCUGGGCCAUGUGGCUGCUGAAAGGGAAUGAGUACAUGGUCCUUGCCUCCCCAUCAGUGCCUCUCCUCCACCUGGAACGGCCUCAUUGCAUUGGGAUUUUUUUGGACUAUGAAGCAGGUGAAAUCUCCUUCUACAAUAUAACAAACGGGUCUUACAUCUAUACAUUCAAUCAACUGUUCUCCGGUAUUCUUCGACCUUAUUUUUUCAUCUGUGACACGAUUCCUCUUAUCUUGCCAUCUGUGACAGAUAUGGAGUCAGAAAAUUGGGCAUCCAGGGGUCAUCUUGACUCUGCUUCUAAUGUGAGACACGAUCAUUCCUAAAAUUCUGUUCCUGAGAAUUUUAUGCCUAGCAAAGAAAGAUUCCUGGGGUGGAAUGAGGAUGCAAACGUGCUGAGCCCCAACAAAUGCCUCCAUUCAGAUCAGCACUUUAAUCCUUCCUGCUAUGGACAUUUUUACAUCAGGACAAAACAGAAAAUAUUAAAUAUUUACAUUUGGAGGAGAAUUAUAGGGCAUAUAUAUAUAUAUAUAUAAAUUUAACCAAAUGGUGCUGCACAUUUUCUUGAUGAGGCUUUGUCCAAGUCAAUGGACCUUUUGUUAAGGAUUUCUAUACAUUCAUUAUAAUUUCUCAUUCUUUUUGAUCUCCUUUCGUUCCAACUCAUAUUAAGAAUAAGAAAUGAGUUUUUUGUUGUUGUUGUUUUUGUUUUUGUUUUACAAAUGGCAAGUCUUAAAUUGGUGAACAGUCCGAUAUCACUCCAGCAUCAAUCAGACACAUAAUUUUGUUUCUCUUCCUCUCUCAUUCUGUCUCUCUCUGUCUGCCUCUGUUUCUUUCUUACUCAUGACUUUAUUUUUUGCUUUAUACCUAUUAUUGAUAACAUUCCAUUUCCUUCUAGAUUAACAAAUUCAGAACGAUUUCUUUUUACAUUCAAUUUUCCUAUGACUAUAUUCAUUUACUUUCAAAAUCCUCUUUAUACUGGACUAAUUUCUAAGGAUUAUGAAAUCCAUUCCUCUGAUUCUAAUAUAACUGAUUGACUCCAGACACAUCUAGGACUGCAACUUUUUCCUUUAUUUUUAGAGACUUUUUUUUAGAGUAGAAAUUACUCAGAAUUCUGAUUCAACUAGUUCUUUGACUUAGCCAUUUGCUAGUGGCAAGACCUCAAACAAAUAAACCCUUUGUCUUUAGAUCUCACCAACUUAAUAUGGUUCCUAUAAGUGAAAUAACGAUAUGGACCUUACAAUGCUAUGACAAAUAUUUAAGAUCAUGAUUGAUACGAUCGGUUUUAAUUAAACUUUUCUACUUAAAUACAAUAUAAAGAUGAUGAUGAUGAUGAACCGAUAAUGAUAUUUGACUUAUUUUUAAAGUGUACUCUGUAACUUCCUAAAAAAAUUCUUAAGUCCUUGAAGGGUAACUUUGCUGCUACGUUUCUCUAUAUCUGUGUCUAAUAAAUAAUUGCCAGACAAAUGCUGAAGUGCUUAAAUGCUAAAUAUUUAAAUACCAUACAAUUAUUAGUUAAGGGGAACUUUAGUUAACAUUACUUUAAUAAUAAUCUGCCAACACUUUAAUCCUCCACUUUAACUCUACCUUGAAUUUAACGUAUUUUUCUCUUCCUGAAAGAUCUCUUUGACUAAAAUCUUUCACAUACUUUCCAAUAACAUCAUUAACAUAGUUUUCUUUCUAGAGUUUUUCAACAUUUUUCUUUCCAGGCUUUUUACAUUUGGAGGACUAUCAUGAAGUAUAAUAAUUUUAGCAAUGUAACAAUCUCAUAAACUGUAUUUCCAGAUGGCUCUAUAUACUUUAUUGAUGAGCCCUUGUAUUAAAGAUUUCUGUACAUUCAUGUGUGAUACAUUUUUGUUUGAUCAUAAGCAAACAAGUCCUCUUUCCAUCUCUCCUUUCCAAAUGGAGGUGAUAAUGUAUUCUUAUAUGCCUCUUGUUGAUAUUUUAUAGACCACACAUACCCGAGGCCUCUUCCUUGCAUGGUCUGAGUAGAGAAGAGGCUCAUGCCCUGGAUUACCAUUCAUCUUCCCCAUCAUUGGGGAUUAAGUGAGCUGGCAAUGUAGUAUAUACCUAUUCAUGUCACUGUAAGGCCAGGGAUCCAUGACAGGAGACCAUAUGGAGAACAUACACUCACAGCAGUAGAGACCCUUCCCCAUGGGCAUCAGGAGGGAUGGAGUCACUGCUCUGAGAUUAUACCUCCCCAGGGGCUUCUACCCAUUCACUUAAGCUUAAGAAGCAGAAGGACACCACAGCAAAGCCUCAGGCCUUUCACCCUCUUCAAGGCAUGAACAGAGAAUGACUAGUCCCUAGAGAAAGUUAACAUCCUGGUUUCCACUGUCUCCCUCCCAUCCUGUUACCUCACUUUGCAUCUUAUCAUGAUUUAUGUCAAUUAUUCAACCAACUUAAGUCUUCCUUCAUCCCUUGCUUUCCAAACUUCACGAAGUUUUGUGCAUCUGCUAUUAUGACCCUUUUUCCUUUCCCUCCCCAAUUCCUGAAAGGUGUCUUCUGUUCUCUCUGGAAUUCCGGUUCAUCAACAGCUAACUUUAAAUCAUCUUUAAAAAUCUUUCCUGUUCGCUGAACUCUCCUUUACUUUCUUCUCUGUCCUUUCUCCUAAAACACACACACACACACACACACACACACACACAGGCUUCUCCAUCUCAGUGGAAGGGAACUGUGUCCUUUCAAUUGCUCAGGGCAAGAAUCUGGUUGACUCCUCUCUUGAUUUCUUUAGCCCUCACCCAGCCCAUCAGCAAACCUUUGGCUUUACCUUCAGAAUACACACAGUUCAACCAGUCCUAACCACUCUGCUGCUCUAACUCUGGUUUGAACUUCCAUCGUCUUCCCCUGGGUUACUAUAAUAGUUUCUUAACAGUCAACUUGGCUGUACUCCAGCCCCUCCCAUGUCCAUUAUCAAUGCACAGUUGGGCUGAUCCUUCAGUUCCCAAGACAGUAGUUCCAGUGCAAUGACUUUACAUUGAACUUAAAAUUAAAGCCAUAAUCUUUACAGUGAGCCUUCAAACUCUGGAGUAUCUGAACACCAGUUCCUUACCUAAUUCUGAUUCUGUCUCCAUCCACAUACUGCUGGUUUCAUCCUCCUCCUCCUACUCUGGCAUCUAGGCUGGGUUUACACUAGACCAGGCACUUCCCACCAUGGGACCUUUCUCCGAGCUGUGCCCUCUACCUGAAAUUCCCUUUUCCCACAUUUCUGCUUUACUCAUACCCCCCCCCACUUUUUCUUCCCAUUAAACCUGCUCAAACCCAGCUUCUCAGUCAGAACUCUACAGUCUGAACAACCUCAGAGUCCACCCAGAGCCCACACUCCCAAUGCUUUUUUUCCAGUAUUAUACUUAACAAUUUCUAAAUGUAUUCUAUUAUAUUGUUAUCUUAUUUAUUGGGUUUGUUUUUGUUUGUUUGUUUUGCCUUUUCUUGGUAGAAUGCAAGCACUCUGAAGGAAGGGAUCUUUGUCUAUUGAUAACAGUAUUUUCUACAUAUCUCAAGCACCUCAAAUACUGCCUUGUACAUGGUUAUCACUCAAUGCAUAUUUGUUGAAUAAAUAAAUGAUUGACUUUCAGGGGACAGAUUUCAAUGGUGGGUCUAAAAGUGUUUUGCGAAAUACAAUAUAUUAUUACUAUUAUUUAUAACUAUUCAACCACUGACCAAUAAAUUUUAA
Zalophus californianus (California sea lion) is the source of this 5620-nucleotide messenger RNA. It is a transcript of the gene TRIM58, whose product is annotated as tripartite motif containing 58. The record is from RefSeq and is a predicted model, not a curated record. Bases 669 to 2276 code for a protein of 535 amino acids. Gene Ontology annotation, molecular function: protein binding; zinc ion binding. The transcript has 11 exons. Lineage: Eukaryota; Metazoa; Chordata; Mammalia; Carnivora; Otariidae.